This is a messenger RNA of Saccoglossus kowalevskii, 556 nucleotides long. RefSeq lists its product as uncharacterized. Lineage: Eukaryota; Metazoa; Hemichordata; Enteropneusta; Harrimaniidae. The record is from RefSeq and is a predicted model, not a curated record.
ACAGGAGUUCCUGUCGAAAUUUCCGAUAUAGAUUUUUCUGCGGAAAAAUGGGCAGACUUGGCCUGUAGUUGAGGAUGAACUGGCUUUUUUUCAUCAGUCAUUUUGUAUAUGUGGUGGCGAAGCGACAGAAAGCAUGAUUGCAUGUGACGACAACGACUGCACAGUGAUAUGGUUUCAUUGCGAGUGUGCAGGGUUGACAGCAAAAACUAUCCCAAAUAGCCCAUGGACUGUCCAAUGUGUACUGAAAAACAAAUUAAUAGCACAAACAAGCCUGGAAAUGUUGUGAAAGAAAUGGACAUUGAUGGAAAGACAGGACAAAGAAGACAUGUGAACAAAAUAAAAGUGGCUUGUACAUCGUCGUAUACUGUGACAGAUGCCCUCUGUAAUUCUACCCAGCUUAUGAAAACUGCAUUGAAAAACAUUCAAAGCAAUCCAAAAUUAAAGUUGAACAAAAAACUUGCAGAAGAGAUGAGUCCUGUGUUCAGCGCACUACUAUCUUCACCAACCACUGAAGAACUAUCCUGUUUUAUUAUUAAAAAAAUAUGGCCAGGUCUUU